Molecule: messenger RNA, 1382 nt
Organism: Chara braunii
Lineage: Eukaryota; Viridiplantae; Streptophyta; Charophyceae; Charales; Characeae
Source: the annotation of a GenBank genome assembly
AUGUUAAGGAAAAAGCAAGACGUCAUCGGAUUGGAGAGCAAAAAAUAUACGUUGACGUUCAAACAGUGGAUGAAUGAGCCGGAGUUGUAUGAAUGGAACGAGGCUCUGAAAUUCAAAUUGUUUUUGAUACAGGUGAUUAAAGUCCCUGUCUCAGUGCUCCCUCAUUUGAGAGGUGCCGUAGGGAAAGCAUACGGUAAAGUUCUACGGGCCGCUCCAGCGUACGCGGACCCCAUCUCACCUGACCUAUGGAAUGUCAGAUUUGAGCCCAUCUCACCUGACCUGUGGAAUGUCAGAUUUGAUCUGGUUCCAUCCGCACGGGUGUCAUACAAAAGGACGUUGAUAAUUGACAUGGAGGAGUAUGGUUAUGUGGAACUGGACGUCGCAUGCGCGGACUUCCAGUGGUGCAAGGCUUGCAAGCAUUUUUUUCAUGAAGAAAAUGACCCGAUCUGUCCUUUUGCAAUAAAGAAGGGUAAAUCUGUCGAUCCGAAUCUGAAGCAAAAGCAAGGCUACAAGGAAGCCCUAAUGAAGAGUAAAGAGAAAGCGGAUCAUUCGGAGGAUAAGGAUAUAGAGCAGAGGAAGACGAAGGAUAAAGAGGGGGAAAGGUCUGUGAAGCCGACCUCGUCUGACGAGCCGAAGGGAAACAACUCAGGGACAAGUCGCUUAAGGGGACUGAAGGGGAAGGGAAAGAGGAUAAAGAGCCGAACAGAGAAGGGUCAUCCGACCCAAAAAUGGAAGGCGGCGGGGAAAGCUAAGAAGGGGGGGGAGAAGGAAGAGGAGGGGCUCCCAAGGCUGGAUGACCAAAAGAAGGAGGUCGGCAGGAGUCAGACAGAGGGGACAGAGAAGGUAGAAGGAGACAAGGAAGAGGAGGGGCUCCCAGGGCUGAAUGACCAAAAGAAGGAGGUCGACAGGAGUCAGACAGAGGGGACAGAGAAGGAAGAAGGAGACAAGGAGGAUGUGCUGAAACAGAACUCAGAGGAGGGAAACGAGAAGAGGGGAAAAUUUCUGAAGAGCCCUCUGGUUACUACCUUGAGCAAAGACGCAGCAAAAAUUUUGGAGGACUGUGUUAAAAAGAUAGCGGAGGCUAAGAUGGGGUUUCCGGAGAAGGGAGAAGUUCCAGGGGUAACUCAAGAGCCGCUAUCAGAGCCGCCAUCAGCAGAACCCAUCCCUAAUAUAGGGACGGAUCACAAUGAGGUUCACGAUGAGGAUCCCAAGCAGGAUAUAAAGAUAGAUGAUAUGGAGGUGGUGGAAGCGGCCGAGAUAUUGUUUAAAGCAAGAACAACAAGGGAAAAGCAGGUAUUAAGGAAAGAGAAGAAAGCCUUGCUGAACAAUGGUAAACGACAGGCAGGUUGAGAAGGGGAGAACAGUAAAAGACAUACGGGAGG